This is a messenger RNA of Odobenus rosmarus divergens (Pacific walrus), 2585 nucleotides long. RefSeq names its product HEAT repeat containing 3 (gene HEATR3). The record is from RefSeq and is a predicted model, not a curated record. The coding region runs from base 176 to 2218 and encodes 680 amino acids. Lineage: Eukaryota; Metazoa; Chordata; Mammalia; Carnivora; Odobenidae. The transcript is spliced from 15 exons. Gene Ontology annotation, biological process: ribosomal large subunit biogenesis; protein import into nucleus.
CGACACGCGGCGCGCCUGCGCACUGCUUUCCCAUGUGGGCUCGGGCCGUCAGCAGGCUUUCCUGAGCAGGGUACCGAGACCCCAUCGGUAACAGGAACUUGCCCCUAGCUCAGCAGCCGCCACCGUCCUGCUGUUGCCCUCCUCUCUCGGCCUUUCCCCCGCAGCGCACAUCGCCAUGGGCAAGAGCCGGACGAAGCGCUUCAAGCGACCUCAGUUCUCCCCUACAGGCGACUGUCAGGCCGAAGCGGCAGGGGCGGCGAACGGGACUGAGGGAGAGGAGGAUGACGGGCCAGCGGCGGAGCUGCUAGAAAAGCUCCAACACCCGAGCGCCGAGGUCCGCGAGUGCGCCUGCGCGGGGCUGGCCCGGCUGGUGCAGCAGCGGCCCGCGCUGCCGGGCUUGGCGCGUCGGGACGCGGUGCGCCGCCUCGGGCCGCUGCUGCUGGACCCCAGCCUGGCAGUGAGGGAGACGGCGGCCGGCGCGCUGAGAAACCUCAGUGCUUGUGGAGGUUUUGACGUUUGUGAUGACAUGGUGACUAAGGAUAUCAUGACCCCUCUGGUUGCACUGCUGAAAGAGUGUAGUGCUGGCCUGGAUUCAAAUGAGAUGUCUCCACAGGAAAAAAAAGAUCAGAACAGAAAUUCUAUUGAGAACAUAGCCAAUGAGGCCAUGAAUGUGCUGUGGAAUAUAUGUGAAUGCAGUAGUAGAGCAGUAUCUAUAUUCAACAAAGAAGGGUGUUUGGAGAUUGUAUUAAAGUAUUUAAGUAGGUUUCCCACCAAUGUUGACCUGGCUAUUUCAGUAGCAUAUUGUUUGCAGACAGUGACCGAAGAUAACCCAGAGCUGCUGAAAUCUUUCAGUGCCCCAGCAUUGAGUGUACUGGAAUCAGCAAUGCUUUCUCCUGUCAGUUCCAUGGAGUAUAUUCUAUUAAAGACAUUGGUGGCAGGCACCAUUUGGAACCUAAAGGACAUCAUUCCAUCCAAGAGUCAGGCAGAAAUCAUAAAUGCCAUACUGAAGAUCUUGUCUGACGUUCUGGACCUGGACGCUGGUGAGACGGUAAUUCGAAUGCAUGAGGCCGAAAAGCAGAGGUUAGAAGCUGCCGCAGAGACGGAGGACGUGCUGGAGAGCACCAGCUAUGGCUCUCUGAUGGAAGACGAUGAAAUGGAAGAGAUCCCGCACAAAAGAAAAGUCAGAAGGAAAACCUUCAUUUCCGAUUUGCUUCCACCCACUGACAAGGAACUGAGAGAGACCAUAGCAUUGUUGACGGCUCAGCAGACUGCUCUGGAAAUUAUCGUCAACAUGUGCUGCAGUGAAGAUCCCUCCGAUGAUGAGUGGGAAGAGCUUUCUAGCAGUGAUGAGAGCGAUGCAUUUAUGGAGAAUUCCUUCAGUGAGUGCGGUGGGCAGCUGCUGUCUCCCCUUUGCCUCUCCCAUGAGGUUCACACCGCAUUCACCAACUACCUCAUCCCAAAGAAGAUUUUUGAGAAAACUACCUUUCCAAACAGCACUGCAGUUGACAUAUGUUCUAGGAGUCCCACUUGGAAAUCUUUGGUCAGAAAAAUGAACACUGUUCAGUGCAGAGCCCUCGUGUGUCUCCAGAGUCUUGUAUCCCUCCUGGAUGUGGACCAUCUCGGGGGACCUGCAGCCCUGCAGACACUUGCACAGCAUCUGUCCCAGCUGCUUUUUUCUCAGCCAGAUUUUGCUAAGCAUGUUGACUUUCUAGAAGCCAUAAGUAGUGCCUUGAGGGCCCUUUUGCAAACAAUGGCCUCCAAGAACAUUUCUCAGUGUAUGACUCCCGACCAGUUGAUGACACUAUGCACAGCCGGCAUUCAUAGUAGUAAUACUGGGGUUAGAGUAAACGUUGUUAGUAUUUUAGGAAUCACGGGCAGCGUCCUUGCCAAAGAAGAUGGAACACUGGAAACUCUUAAGACCAUUGGGUGCUUUCUGCUUGAAGUUGCCACCAAAGAUCCCUCCCUCGUGGUGGCAGGAGAAGCCUUGGAUGCUCUCUUCGAUGUUUUCGCAGAUGGUAAAGAAGCUGAAAGGGCCUCAGUUCAGAUUAAAUUGUUAUCUGCUCUGAAGGAAUUCCAGCCAGUCUUCAAAAUGAAGAUACGAAAAGAAGGGAGAGGUAAAUACAGUCCAGAUCAGCUGUGUGUUCUCGACAAUGUGAAGAUGAAUUUGAGAAGGUUUGUCGCUUAUCAAGAAACUGUUGAGAAAAGACUGACUACUUGAACCAUUGAAAGAGACCAGUUCUCGCCCCAAGUGUUCAAUGCUAAAGAGUACUAAAGUAUUUCCUUGGAGUGUGUGUUUCUAAAAGUCAUUUUUUAAAUCCCCGUAUCCUGUACAUUCAUUUGAAGUUUUAAAAACUUCAAAACCUGUCAGAAACUCUUUUAAGCCUUGGGAUCUCUGUGGCAUUUCUAGUAUUCUCUAAAUUAUGUUUCCAGCAUGUUUUAAUCACUGGAAACAUGAAUAGUAGAAACAGAAAGGAAUCUCAGGUGGUUCUUCGUGAGCAGCAAAGAACCUUCCAAACAAUCAUGGUUUCCUGGAAUUUUGCAGGAAAGGAACAUCCAAAGCAUUGCUUGGAUGCUCUUUUAAGCAA